AUGUAUGUGUACAUGGAGCAGCAGGUUUGUUAUGAGACCUACAAGGAGACAGCAGAUUGGCUGCUAUCAAAAACCAGCCAUCGACCAAAGGUAGCGAUAAUCUGUGGCUCUGGACUCGGUAGCCUCGCUGAUUCACUCACAAAACAGGAGAUCUUUAAAUACUCUGAUGUCCCCAACUUUCCGCAAAGCACAGUGAAAGGACAUGCUGGUCAGCUGGUAUUUGGAGAGCUGAAGGGAAAGACUUGUGUCUGCAUGCAAGGGCGUUUCCACAUGUUUGAAGGAUACUCACUGACAAAGGUGACUUUUCCUGUCCGUGUAUUCCGAUUGAUGGGUGUUAAAGUCCUCUUCGUGACCAAUGCUGCAGGAUCAGUUGCUGAUGGUUACAACACAGGAGACAUCAUGAUCAUUAAGGACCACAUUAAUAUGCCAGGUCUUACUGGGCUGCAUCCUCUCAUUGGACCCAAUGAUGAACGGUUCGGUACCCGUUUUCCUAGCAUGGCUAACGCAUAUGACAAAAGCCUCAGGAAUCUGGCCCUGGCUGUAAGCAAGGAACUGCAGUGCUCUGAUUACGUGCAGGAAGGUGUCUACUGCAUGGUUUCAGGCCCGCAUUUCGAGACCAUUGCUGAAGCACGUCUUCUUUACAAACUUGGAGUUGAUGCUGUGGGAAUGAGUACUGUUCCUGAGGUCAUUGUCGCGAAACACUGCGGCUUGCGUGUGUUUGGACUUUCACUGAUCACCAAUAAAGUGACAAGGGAGUAUGAAAGCACUGAGGUGGUGGAUCAUGAAGCUGUCCUGAGUAUUAGCGAGAUGAGGACAGGAGUGCUCCAAAAUCUUGUAGCGGAGUUGGUGGCUCGUAUGAAAAUCAAUGAUGACUGCUAACCUACGGAUGAAGAAAUAAAAUGGAUGCAAGGAUCAACAAGAUCUCCAUCAUUUUCAAAACUUAAUUUUGGAGCAUAUUUGCAUGUAACUGAAAUAUAGCAUUGGACCAAAUCACUCUGGUGGCUGUCACUGCCCAGUUUUUCACAAUGUUAAUUAUAAUUAAAACUUACAUUAAA
Chiloscyllium plagiosum (whitespotted bambooshark) is the source of this 1055-nucleotide messenger RNA. NCBI's taxonomy places the organism in Eukaryota, Metazoa, Chordata, Chondrichthyes, Orectolobiformes, Hemiscylliidae. The record is from RefSeq and is a predicted model, not a curated record.